This is a messenger RNA of Brenthis ino (lesser marbled fritillary), 237 nucleotides long. The record is from the annotation of a GenBank genome assembly. Lineage: Eukaryota; Metazoa; Arthropoda; Insecta; Lepidoptera; Nymphalidae.
AUGACAGCCUGGACAAUGUUUAGUUGGAGGAGACUAUAUAGCGGUAGAGGCACGGAAAACGGAGAGGAAACUCACGUAGAGAUCCCGGCAGACAGCAGGCAGCUAGUGUACAACGUCUACGUUUACUUCAACCGGCGACCUGGUAGAAGCGCCAAAACUUCGUUAACGAAAACAGCACGAGCCACAAUGUUACCGAGAGAUAUUGUUGCCGAUAUCAUCAGGGACAGAUAUAGAAGU